Messenger RNA from Onthophagus taurus, 2235 nucleotides. The record is from RefSeq and is a predicted model, not a curated record. Lineage: Eukaryota; Metazoa; Arthropoda; Insecta; Coleoptera; Scarabaeidae.
UCCUCGUUCUCACCGAACAUAAUCUUUUUGAUGAAUUAAAGAAUACAAAAAUUCAACUUUAUUAUUUAUAGUUGGGCUUUAAAGGUUUUGUAACAAAUCUAUUCGAAAUUUAUAAUUUAGGUUAAAAAUUGAGGUAUAAAUUAAUGCAUAAAUUUUAAAUAAAAAUGGCUGGUAAUAACAAAGUAAAAUCAGGUAAAAAUAUUAAAGGACGUGAAAUGGAUGUGAUUACCAAAAAAACUAUCGAUAAUGAUUUCGUAAACUUAAUAACUUUCAUAAACCAGAAGAAAGAAGAAGAAUUUAUAAAUUAUUUUAGAUCUAACGAAACGAAAUGUUUUCAAAUUUUUAAAGAAUAUAGGCGUAGUACCAAUAAUUGUUCGCUGUUGGAAGAUGGCUUAACAAUUAUUGGUUGGGCUUGUGAAAAACAUUUAAUAAAAAUUAUAAAAUUUUUACUCCCCAUAGUAAUUCAUAAACACAAAAUGGAAAUGAACAAACAAAUUUUAAAUAUAUUUUCCAAAUAUGGUUUUCCUACGAUGUUCGAAGAAUUAUUUCGAAAUAAAAUUUAUUAUGACUCUCAUUUCUUGCAUCUCAUAUUGAUAACGUUAUUGCAAAAUUGCAUUAUAUAUGAAUCUGACAAUGUUCGUAAUUACAAAGCUUGUAUAGCGGUUAUUUUGAAUCAAGAUUAUUUAAAAAUUGCGACCAAUGAAGUUGACGUCUACGGAAACACAGUGUUACAUUAUGCCGUGCAAUAUGGAGAUAUUGAUACAAUUAAUAAUUUAUUGAAAAGAAAUGCGUUUUUAGAUAUUACAAAUAAAGCGGGAGUUAUGCCUGUUGAUAUUAUUUCCGCCGAAGACUUAGAAAAGAUUUUGGACGCUUGCAUAAAAAAGCAAACACCAACCACUCAGGAAUCUAUAUACAAUUUGAAUAGAAGAAAUCAGAUAAAUCAAAGAUCUAUCAAGUUUGAUUACACAUCAUUAUUUUCUAAAGGAACGUCAGAAGCAAAUGUAAUCUUGCGUAUUGGCAAAAACCCGAAAUUACAACAUUUAUUAAAACACCCGGUUAUUUCAACCGUUUUGUAUCUAAAAAAUUAUAAAAUGCGAAAGGUUUUCAUAAUUAAUUUAGUUUUUCACGUAAUUAAUGUUGCCUUUUUAAUUGGUUAUAUACUUAGUGGCAAUUCGCCCUCUUUCCGUUUUAUGUUUUGUUGUUUAUUAUCCGUUACGUUAAUCAUAUUUAUUUUAAAAGAGCUAACACAAAUUAUUUUAGCACUAAAUAUCUACAUUACCGACCCCGAAAAUUAUUUAGAUAUAUUUAUAUUAACUACAUCUGGUUAUAUGUUAUCUAAUGUUCUAUUUUAUAAAGAUGAAAAACCGAAUUUAGCUUACUAUUAUGCCUUAGCUAGUGCUAUUAUCUUGACUUUAAUAAAUAUAAUGUUCUUGAUAGCUAGAUGUUUACCUUUCACAAUUUACGUCUCGGUUCUUAAGACAGUCACAUGGAAUUUUUUUAAAUUUAUUAUUUGGUCUUCUAUUUUACUUAUCGCUUUUGCUUUCGGGAUGUAUAUAAUUUAUAACAUACCAUCAGAAAACAACAAAAACGAGAGCUACAACAAUAAUAAUAAUAACGUAACAUCAACAUUUUUUGAUGACCCAAUUUUAACGUUUUUAAAAGUCGUUGUAAUGUUAAUCGGUGAAUUAGACGCCUCGUCUUUAUUGGAAGAGGGAAAUUUAAACAGAACUUUAAGUCAAAUAUUUUUUUUAUUUUUUAUUUUCUUUGUAACAAUUAUUCUUUCUAAUGUUAUAAAUGGUUUAGCGAUAAGCGAUAUUCAAGAGAUAAAAAAGAAAGCAAAAAUUCUAAGCUUACUGGAACAAAUCACUCGCAUAGAAUACUUUGAAAGGAUGCUCUGUAGUAGUACGUUUGUAUCAAAAAUCUUUAAUGCUUGCUUAUCUAAUGCCUUCAUGUCGAAUGUUUGUGACAAUUGUGGAAUUGAACUUCGUAAUGUUAAGAAAGAAAUGUAUCUCUUUUCUUACGACGACGAACAAGAUUUUAACUGUAGAGUUAUUGAUAUAACACUUCAUAACCUUGUAAACGAAAUAACCAAAGGUUGUCAAAAUUGUUGUGAAGGCGAAAUAAAGGUACCUCUUAAUUAUAUAGAUGUAGAGAUAUUGAAUAAUACGAAGGAGGCUAUUCAAAAACUAAGGCAAUGUUAAGUUUUAUAAAAAUGCUCUCUAUUACGUAUUAUCU